Molecule: messenger RNA, 798 nt
Organism: Seminavis robusta
Lineage: Eukaryota; Bacillariophyta; Bacillariophyceae; Naviculales; Naviculaceae
Source: the annotation of a GenBank genome assembly
AUGGCACCCAAGAAAGGAAGCAAGAAAAAGGUGGACGAUAAGCCCAAGGCCAAGAAGGCCGCGGAUCCUUUGUUCCCCUCUCGUGCUCGCACCUUCCAAAUUGGAGGAGAUGUUCGCCCCAAGGGACGUGACUUGUCUCGUUUCGUUCGUUGGCCUGCCUAUGUGCGCCUCCAGCGUCAGAGGGCUGUUCUUUACCAGCGCCUAAAGGUCCCUCCUGCCAUCAACCAGUUUACCAAGACUUUGUCCAAGAACGAGGCCAUGACCGUCUUCACCUUGUUGAACAAGUACCGCCCUGAGACCCCUGCCGCCAAGAAGCAGCGUGUCAAGGCCGCUGCUGCCGCCAAAGCUGCUGGCAAAGAGCCCGACAACAGUGGACGUGCCGUCCACCAAGUCAAGUUUGGAUUGAAGCAUGUCACCACCUUGGUCGAAGAAAAGAAGGCUCAGCUUGUCUUGAUUGCCAACGACGUCAACCCCCUCGAGUUGGUUGUCUGGAUGCCUGCUUUGUGCCGCAAGAUGGAGAUUCCCUUUAUGAUUGUCAAGGACAAGGCUCGUUUGGGUGCUCUCGUCCACCAAAAGGGCGCUGCCGUUGUCUGCUUGACCGGUGUGGACAAGGCGGAUGCCUCCCAGCUCAAGCUUCUCCAAGACUUGGCCAACGACAAGUACAACCACAACGCCGACUUGGUCCGCAAGUGGGGUGGUGGAAUCAUGGGUCUCAAGACCCAAGCCAAGCUCGAGAAGCGUGCCAAGGCCAUGGCCGUCGAAGAAGCCAAGAAGGCUGCCACUCUUGGAAAAGCCUAA